AUGCCUCGAAAGUAUCUUGGAGGCUCCGGUGAUGCCCUCACAGUAUGGAUUUCAAUCGCUGCAUCAACUGUCCUUAUAUUCUAUGGAUAUGAUCAGGGUGUGUUCGGCAACGUCCUCGUUGGACAGGAUUUCCUUGACACAAUGGGAAAUCCUUCAACAUCUGUUCAAGGAACAAUGACAUCCGUCUAUAACCUUGGCUGUUUCUUUGGUGCCUUGUCAACAAUCUACUCGGGCGACAUACUUGGACGCCCUCGUGUUCUGCUACUGGGAAGUACGGUCAUUGCAGUGGGAGCUGUCAUUCAAGCUGCUAGCUACAGUGUAGCUCAAAUGAUGGUUGGUCGAAUCGUUGCAGGCCUUGGUACAGGCAUGAAUACCUCCACAGCAGGAGUUUGGCAAGCUGAGACCAGUAAAAUGCGGAGUCGUGGUAAACUGGUCAUUAUACAAAUGGCGAACUGCAUCACUGGAUACUCAAUCUCAAACUGGCUUACUCUUGGCUUCUCUUUCGCGAAAGGGAGUGUGGCAUGGAGGUUCCCACUCGCAUUCCAGAUUUUCUUCACUGGAUUAAUCUGGUGUCUCUGUCCAUUUCUACCAGACUCUCCAAGGCUUCUAAUCCGCAAAGGUCGAUACGAAGAUGCAUACGAAGUCCUUGCAGCACUUGAAGGUCAUGGAGCGACUAUCGACUCUCCCUCUGUCAAGACACAAUUCAACAUCAUCAAGGACGUUUUGGACCGCGAACACAUGAAUACAUAUACCUGGAUGCAGCUCCUCACUGGGAAAGGACCAUCUGGCGUGCUGCGUCGAAUGAUCCUUGGUGCAUGGAUGCAAGCUAUGAAUCAGAUAAGUGGAAUUAAUGUCACGAGUUAUUACAUGACAUAUGUAUUCAUUCAUGCUCUGAAUAUUAGCGAGCUGAGAGCACGUAUCCUCGCAGCAGCAGGAUCCGUAGACUACCUCCUCUUCGCAGUUCUCGCAUACUUCGUCAUCGAGCGUUACGGUCGUCGAAACGUCAUGAUGACAUCUGCUGCAGCAUGUUGCACCUGCUGGGUCAUAAUCACCAUCGUCCUUGCACUUACCGAGUCCGAUCCAAGCCACUCGUUCCAAUACGGUGCUGUAGCUGUGACUUUUUUCUUCGUCUUCUUUGCAAGUUUCGGCAUGGGUGUCUUAGGCGUUCCAUGGCUGUACCCCACAGAGAUCAACGCGCUUGAGAUGCGAACUAAAGGUGCAAGUCUGGCCAUGGCAACGAAUUGGAUUAUGAACUACAUGGUUGCCGAAGUAACGCCCAGCGGAAUUGCCAAUCUCUCGUGGCGGUUCUGGAUCAUCUGGGCAGCAAUCUGUUUCUCAUUCAUCCCUAUAACCUACUUCUUCUAUCCCGAGACCGCGAAUCGCUCCCUUGAAGACAUCGACCGCUUCUUCGAGACCAAGCCAGGAAUCUUCAUCCAUCGUAAUAAAAUCGCAACACAACUACACCGGCCUGCUAUCUACGAGGAAGAAGACAGACGGAUCGAAAGCAUGGGUGAGAAGAGUGUGGAGGUUAGCGGGAGUGAGGUUGUAGAGGAGCAGGUAGAGCAUAGAGAUGUGAAGAGUGUUUAG
Cadophora gregata is the source of this 1587-nucleotide messenger RNA. RefSeq lists its product as uncharacterized. The record is from RefSeq and is a predicted model, not a curated record. Gene Ontology annotation, biological process: transmembrane transport; carbohydrate transport. Gene Ontology annotation, cellular component: membrane. Lineage: Eukaryota; Fungi; Ascomycota; Leotiomycetes; Helotiales; Ploettnerulaceae. The transcript is spliced from 5 exons. Gene Ontology annotation, molecular function: carbohydrate:proton symporter activity. The coding region runs from base 1 to 1587 and encodes 528 amino acids.